AAAGAUUGUUAUUCUCUUUUCUGAUUUUCAAGUUGUUUUCCAAUACACAAGUUGUCAUUUAUUGAAAUGCAUAAUUAUCCUAUUUGUAUUUUGGGUUUGAAAAUUUUCGACUAGCUUAGGGUCCCAUGCAGUUGCAGUUGGUCAAAUACCAAAGAAGGAACGUGCACUUUAAAACAGCUGUUUAAAACAUGUCUGCACAAAUUAUUCUUUAUCAGGAUUCAGGAGCCUGGGGUAUUCCAAGUACUUGUCCAAAGUGUACGGCGUUGCAAACUUUGUUAAGAUUUGCCGAUGUCAGUUAUGCUGUUUCUCCUGGUGAUUCCAGUCCUUCUAUGACCGAACAAAAUGAGUUACCUGUUUUAAGAGUUGUUAGUGAUAAGGAAGAUGUGGUUGUUCCUGGUUUGGAAAGUUGUGUGGAAGCACUAAGUUCGGUUGGUUAUGACGCUUAUGGAGGUCUAACUCCAGCACAAAUAGCAGAAACCAAAGCCUUUAAUUGUUUGAUUUUGGAUCGUUUGGAUUUAGUGAGGCAAUAUGAGUGGUACUUGGAGGAUAAUAACUUUAGUCGUUGUAUAAGCAAAGUGCGAUAUCAAAGUGCAAGUUUUCCCGUUAGAUGUGUUUUGACUCGAUUGGAGAGACACGAAAUCCGAAAAAGAUUGAAUGUGACGCCGUGGAUUCAACGUGGACAAAUGUAUCAAGUUGCAAAGGAGUGUUUGGAAGUACUUUCUACUCGAUUAGGUGAAAGACGCAAAUAUUUCUAUGGAGAUGUUCCCCGUUUAUUGGAUGCCUUGGUUUUUGGUGAAAUUGUUGCGCAGUUGUAUGCUCCUGUUCCACAUGGAAGGUUACGGCAAUUGAUUCUUGAGUAUCCCAAUCUUUUGAAGUUUGUAGAAAAUAUUAGACAGACCUAUUUUUUCAAUGGUAUGGAUGAACUGCAACAUUUUGAAAAAGACUAUCAUUCCAAUCAUACCAGUCCUAUCAGGACUGCAUAUGAAGCAGCAUUGCAUAGAAGCAGACACAUAUUCUCGUCCAAAAAAGAAACUUCUCCUAUCGAGGAGGCACGUAAAGCAAGAAAUAGGAAUUUCAUUAUAGCUGCAGCAACCAGCUUUUUGAUUUUUCUGUUGUUAGGAAACGAUAUGGAAGUGCAAUUAUCGGAAUAAAAUAGUUUAUCAUUUUUGGAUAAAUACAUUCCUAAAAGU
Molecule: messenger RNA, 1190 nt
Organism: Galdieria sulphuraria
Lineage: Eukaryota; Rhodophyta; Bangiophyceae; Galdieriales; Galdieriaceae
Product: metaxin 2-like protein
Exons: 2
Coding region: 189-1151 (320 amino acids)
Source: RefSeq, a predicted model, not a curated record